Molecule: messenger RNA, 846 nt
Organism: Fusarium venenatum
Lineage: Eukaryota; Fungi; Ascomycota; Sordariomycetes; Hypocreales; Nectriaceae
Product: S-adenosyl-L-methionine-dependent methyltransferase
Molecular function (GO): S-adenosylmethionine-dependent methyltransferase activity
Source: RefSeq, a predicted model, not a curated record
AUGGCUACCGAAAACCCCUUGGAGGAUCGCAUCUCCUCUGUUCCCUUCGCGGAACAAGGUCCCAAAUGGGAUAGCUGUUGGCAAGAUGCCUUGACACCUUGGGAUCGCGGUACCGCCUCCAUCGCCCUUCACGACCUCCUCGCCCAAAGACCGGACCUUGUGCCGCCCUCUCAGCACCAAGACCAUCGCGGACAUCCUCUCCGGGACUCUGCGGGUGCUAUCCAGAAGAAAACCGCUCUAGUGCCCGGCUGCGGCCGUGGUCAUGACGUUCUGCUCUUGAGCUCGUGGGGCUACGACGUUUGGGGUCUCGACUAUAGCGCUGCUGCGAAAGAGGAAGCCAUCAAGAACCAAAAACAAGCCGAAUCAGAAGGUCUUUACAAGCCUGUCGACGGCUUGGAUAAGGGCAAGAUUCACUGGAUCACCGGCGAUUUCUUCAAGCAAGAUUGGUCCAAGAGUGUCGGUGAUGACGGCAAGUUUGAUCUCAUCUACGAUUAUACGUUCCUGUGCGCGCUGCCCCCAGACGCAAGACCAAAAUGGGCCAAGCGCAUGACAGAGCUGCUUUCCCAUGAUGGCCGUCUCAUCUGCCUCGAGUUCCCUUCGACGAAACCCAUGUCCGCCAACGGUCCCCCUUGGGGCGUCUCUCCGGAGCUCUACGAAGCCCUUUUGGCAGCUCCGGGCGAAGAAAUUGCAUACAACGACGACGGUACCGUCCACGAGGAUCCCUGCUCAAAACCUUGGGCCGACGCCCUACAUCGACUGAGUCUUCUCAAACCAACAAGGACGCACAAGGCCGGCACAAAUCCAGAAGGCGUAGUGAUGGACUUCCUCUCUGUGUGGAGCCGAUAG